This is a messenger RNA of Macadamia integrifolia, 1150 nucleotides long. RefSeq names its product FCS-Like Zinc finger 6. NCBI's taxonomy places the organism in Eukaryota, Viridiplantae, Streptophyta, Magnoliopsida, Proteales, Proteaceae. Bases 159 to 686 code for a protein of 175 amino acids. The record is from RefSeq and is a predicted model, not a curated record. The transcript has 2 exons.
CUCUCUACUUCUUCAGUCUCCUCCCCUCACUCCCUCCCUCACUCUCUCUCUCUCUCUCUUCCUUCCUCCACUCUCUGCAACUUUUUCUUGGUUUUGGGUGUUAAGGGUUUGAAGAUCUUAGUGUGUUUUCUGAGUUUUUAUCAUAAAAAAGGGUAAAUAUGUUGUUGGGGAAGAGACCUCGUCGUCCUUCGUUGAGAAGAACGACAAGCCUGACGGAAUUCACGCUGGAUCUAAGCGGUUUAGAAGAAAAUCCGGCUACCUCUGACGCCGGAGCAGGUCAGAACGUCAUGAAAGAGAGACAGAAAGCUGUCGUUCAAGAAGGGUCGGCGGCCAGAAAGAACCAACCGGGUUUUGGUGGUGGUUUUGAGCCAACAGAUGGGUUCGAUUACCGGCUCAUGGCUACUAUGUCGCCUAGAACAACCACUCGCAGGAAUUUGGGCGAUUUACUCGAAACCUCUCACUUCUUAAAAACUUGUAGCCUCUGCAAGCGUCGUCUCGUCCCUGGCCGUGAUAUCUACAUGUACAGAGGUGACACGGCUUUCUGCAGCCUAGAGUGUCGGCAGAAGCAAAUGAACAAAGACGAGACGAAGGAAGAGAAGUGUGCAGUGGCAUCGAAGAAGGAUGCACCAAAUACCGGCGGAUCGGAGUCUUCGCCCAAUAAAGGAGAGACGGUCGCCGCUGCAUAGACAAGGGUAGAGAGAGAAAGUCUUGUCUCAAUCCUCAAUCCUCAAUUCUGAAUUCAUGAAUUACUCUCUCUAUAUGAAGGAAGGAAUUAAGAUGCAAUGGAAAUGUGAAAGAGAGUUAUAUAUAUAUGAGAAGAUAGGGUACAAUUUUUUUUUGAAGAUGCAACUCUGGGCAAAGUUUUGAUAGUUUUGAUACUAGGAUUCUCAUCAUCUCAUGUGGGUCAGUUUCAAGCUUUUUCCAAUACAAAAGAAAGAAUCCUUGAUGCUAGUAGAUGGUGUUUGAAAGUCUGUACUUUCUUUCUGUUUGUUUCUUUGUUCAUGUUCUAUCAAUUAUGAAUAGAAGAGAAAAGCUAUCUCUGAGGACUGUAACUAGAGAUGUUUACAACAAAAGUUGUAAACUCUUUUAAAAGCAUUGGCUUUGAUUGCAGUUUAAGGUGGGGGACAAUUUUUUUUGAAGUUUCACAUCA